AUGCCGUCGCAUCGCUAUCGCGUGUUUUUGCGAGCGGGGAUAUCGGAGGAGCAUAAAGAGGAUGUUCUGCGAAGCUUCUUCGAGAAGUUCGGGACCGUGAUCGACGUUUACGUGCCGCGCGAUCCGUUCACCGGCACGUUGAAAGGCAUCGCGUUCAUCUCGUUCGAAGAAGAGGACGCCGUCAAAGCCGCGGUGGAAAAUGACUCUUACGAGAUCUGCGGCGUGACCAUCCCCAUAACCAAAGCCGAGCCUCGAGGACCGGAGCAGUCGUCCCGCCGCCGAGCCUACAACGACGACCGACCCUCCCACCGAGCCUACCCUCCGUCUUCCCUAGCCAUGGCAGCAGCAGCAGCACCCCGAGCCUCUCUAGGUUCGGCAGGCUUGGAUUACUACUCCGUGACUCCUCUAGUCUCGUCUGGCGGCUAUGGUGCCGGACUAGGUUCGGGAUAUGGAGGCGGGUAUAUACUGUCGAAUGCUAUGGAGGGGUAUGGGCGGAGCGGAGGAGGCGGAGGAGGCGGAGGAGGAGGCGGAGGGGGAGGGGGAGGGGGAGGGUUUGAGGACGAGUUUCGGAUCUUUGUGGGGGGCGUGGCGGAGGAGAUCAGCGAGCAGGACGUGAAGGAACACUUUGAACAGUACGGCACGGUAGAGGACGUGUAUUUCCCCAAGGACAGGGCCUCAGGCGCGCGCAGGGGCUUCUGCUACGUGCGGUUCAACUCAUUCGCGGCGGCGGACAGCGCCAUGCAUAGGGGGUUUUACGUGUUGCCUGUUAUCGUGCCUGCUGUCACUCGCUCUAGUGGUCCUUGCGCUUUUUCUUUGAUUGUAGACUCUCGCCUGGAUCUCUUCUUGUUCAGCAGCCUUCCCUUGCCUGUUUCUGCCUGCCUGCCUGCCUCUUUGUAUUUCGGUGCAUCCCUCGUACCGGCAUGGUAUGUAUGGUAUGUUGAGCCUCGAGGUUAG
Molecule: messenger RNA, 954 nt
Organism: Closterium sp. Yama58-4
Lineage: Eukaryota; Viridiplantae; Streptophyta; Zygnematophyceae; Desmidiales; Closteriaceae
Source: the annotation of a GenBank genome assembly